Molecule: messenger RNA, 2372 nt
Organism: Uranotaenia lowii
Lineage: Eukaryota; Metazoa; Arthropoda; Insecta; Diptera; Culicidae
Exons: 5
Coding region: 450-2285 (611 amino acids)
Biological process (GO): ubiquinone biosynthetic process
Cellular component (GO): mitochondrion; mitochondrial inner membrane
Source: RefSeq, a predicted model, not a curated record
GAUUUCCACCUAAUGCUCUUCAAUUUCGGUGACGUCGAUUCUUCCCGUUCCUUGAUCUGAGAUUUUGGAAACGUCAUUCCUUUUGUCGGAGAUGAGCUGUCAGAUAGUUGAAUAAUUUCCGUGGCCUUGUUGGCCUUGUACGUCGUUAUCUUCACGAUUUUAGUAUCCAAAUCUUAGCAGUGAAUACAUACUUUGUUGUGCCAGAUAGGUCAAGUUUGUUUACCUGAGAAAUGAAGGAACUGGUGGAAGAAUGAGAGAAUUCGAAGAACAACAUAAGAUACAUCGAAAUCGACCUUCAACGGAGCAAUCUGCGGAGGUUGGAUACCAUCCGCAGUUACUUCUCGAAUACAAAAGAGGAAGUAAGACGGUUGAAUAAAUAAACUACUAAAUCCAAAUAAACGAUUUUGGAGUAAAUAAGAGUGACAUCAGUCAUCCAAUAUUCUACAAAGAUGGGGGCCGAUCCGACCGGAAAUGGACUUGAGAGAGUCACUCACAUUAUGAAACUAGCAAGUGCAUUAUUUUAUGGCUUAGCUUCAUUCCUGAUUACUGUGGUCAACAAAACUGUGCUCACAUCCUAUGGAUUUCCGUCGUUUUUGGUUCUGAGCUUGGGCCAAUUAGCUGCUAGCAUAAUAGUUCUUUUCGUAGGCAAGCGUCUGCGUAUAGUAAAAUUUCCAGAUUUGUCUAAGGACAUCCCGCGGAAGAUCUUCCCAUUGCCAUUAAUUUACCUUGGAAAUAUGAUGUUUGGACUCGGAGGAACGCAAGCUUUAAGCUUGCCAAUGUUUGCUGCUCUCCGUCGUUUCUCCAUCCUAAUGACCAUGAUAUUGGAACUCCGGAUACUUGGAAUACGUCCUACAACUGCAGUUCAAGUCAGCGUCUAUGCCAUGGUUGGAGGUGCUCUCCUAGCCGCCAGUGAUGAUCUUAGUUUUAACUUGCACGGAUAUAUGUUCGUCAUGAUUACCAAUGCCUUGACGGCAGCCAAUGGAGUGUACAUGAAGAAGAAGCUGGAUACUGCCGAUAUGGGCAAAUACGGUUUAAUGUACUAUAACUCGCUGUUUAUGUUCCUUCCAGCCCUUAUUGGGACCUGGCUAUGCGGUGAUUUGGAGAAAGCAUGGGAAUUCACUGCCUGGAAUGAUCCCUUCUUCACCCUGCAGUUUCUACUUUCCUGUGUGAUGGGCUUUAUACUGUCUUACAGCACUAUUCUAUGCACUCAGUAUAAUUCAGCCUUGACAACCACAAUUGUGGGUUGUCUCAAAAAUAUCAGCGUGACCUAUAUCGGCAUGUUCAUCGGUGGGGAUUAUCUCUUCUCCUGGCUCAACGCAAUCGGCAUCAAUAUCAGCGUAGCUGGUUCUCUCCUGUAUACAUACGUAACGUUCCGAAAGAAAUCACCAGCUACAACAUCAUCUUCAGGUUCUGGUGGUCCGAAAUCUGCAGAUCGAGAAGCGCUAUUGCCUCAACAGGGACGAAUCGACAACGUAAAAAUGCUUUUUCGUCUAUUCCGUUGCGGUGCCAUGAACAAAAUAAGGAUACAUACGAGAUACGCUGCCACCGAAGCCCGACUCUCGAAUGCUACCGAAGAACUACGACAGCCUGUGGAUGAAUUUACAAGGGAAUUUCUCAGAAAUCAAGUUAAACUUACUGAUCUUCAGCGAGUGAUAUUAAGUGCAGGAUGUUCCCUUGCCGCACUUAUUAACCCCAGAAGGCAUGACAUGAUAGCCUGUUUGGGAGAAACAACAGGAGUUUCCGCUUUAGAAAACAUCCGGCAACAAAUGAAACAAUCAGAAGAAGGGCAGCAAAUUUUAAAAGAUAAACCAAGGAUAAACACGCAUACAGUCAGCUUGGAAAAAUUGCGUAGUCUUCCGGAAAACUCUUUUGGAUCUCAUUAUGUUCGAUUUCUCGAUCAAUACGAGAUAACUCCAGACUCGCGAAUGGAAGUGCGCUUCAUGGAUGAUCCUGAACUGGCGUAUGUCAUGACGCGGUACAGAGAAGUGCACGAUUUGGUGCAUACCAUUUUCGGAAUGCCCACUAACAUGCUUGGUGAAGUUGCAAUCAAAUGGGUGGAAGCACUUAAUACAGGCCUUCCUAUGUGCUACGGAGGAGCAGUUUUUGGAGCAAUCCGAUUGAGACCCAAACAACGGCAAAACUAUUUGAAAUAUUAUUUGCCAUGGGCUCUACGAAUGGGACAGCAGGUGAAACCAUUAUUGACGGUCUAUUGGGAAAAACGAUGGGAGCAAGACAUCGACGUAUUGCGGUCCGAACUUAACAUUGAAGUGUUGAAAACAGAUUAGGGACAUUCGAAAAAUAACGUUAGGUGACACUAUGCUACUCGUUUUGUUAUGCUAUUUAGAAAUAUACUUUAGUAUUUAUACAGUUUA